AUGGCGCAGGCAACUCAGUCUAUAAAAUGUGUGGUGACAGGAGAUGGUGCUGUGGGAAAGACCUGCUUACUGAUAUCCUACACAACCAAUGCUUUUCCCGGCGAAUACAUUCCAACAGUCUUUGACAACUACUCUGCCAGCGUUAUGGUAGAUGGAAAGCCGGUCUCACUCGGGUUGUGGGAUACUGCUGGUCAGGAAGAUUACGAUCGAUUGCGCCCCCUCUCGUACCCCCAGACCGACGUCUUUCUGAUAUGCUUUUCCAUUGUCUCCCCUCCCAGCUUCGACAACGUCAAGGCCAAGUGGUAUCCUGAAAUCGAACAUCAUGCCCCUAAUGUGCCUAUUAUCCUCGUCGGCACCAAACUAGAUUUGCGAGAAGAUAAAGCAACAGCCGAUAAUCUGAGAUCCAAAAAAAUGGAGCCAGUAUCAUAUGAGCAGGCCCUAGCCGUCGCCAGAGAGAUCAAAGCUGUCAAAUACCUUGAAUGUUCGGCAUUGACGCAACGAAACCUUAAAAGCGUCUUUGACGAGGCCAUUAGAGCCGUCCUCAAUCCACGACCGGCCGCGACCAAGAAGAAAUCGAGGUGCACCAUUCUCUAG
Molecule: messenger RNA, 594 nt
Organism: Rhinocladiella mackenziei CBS 650.93
Lineage: Eukaryota; Fungi; Ascomycota; Eurotiomycetes; Chaetothyriales; Herpotrichiellaceae
Exons: 3
Coding region: 1-594 (197 amino acids)
Biological process (GO): regulation of cell shape; actin filament organization; establishment or maintenance of cell polarity
Cellular component (GO): cytoskeleton; plasma membrane; cytoplasmic vesicle
Molecular function (GO): protein kinase binding; GTPase activity; GTP binding
Source: RefSeq, a predicted model, not a curated record